This is a messenger RNA of Hevea brasiliensis (rubber tree), 1216 nucleotides long. Its product is annotated as probable BOI-related E3 ubiquitin-protein ligase 2. The coding region runs from base 132 to 1157 and encodes 341 amino acids. The transcript has 4 exons. Lineage: Eukaryota; Viridiplantae; Streptophyta; Magnoliopsida; Malpighiales; Euphorbiaceae. The record is from RefSeq and is a predicted model, not a curated record. Gene Ontology annotation, molecular function: ubiquitin-protein transferase activity.
CUUCUGGAAAAUACAAAGAAUCGCUGCUAUCGGCCAUCUCGUUGCCAGUGUCCUUUAAUUAAAAUAGGUUUCUUCCUCUCUCUCUCUCUCUCUCUCUCUCUCUCUCUCCCUUGUGUCGUGUGAGUUUCUCCAUGGCUCAACCUCAAAACCAAUUUCAACAACACUACCAACCUCAACAACAACAACACCAGCAACAAUCUAAGAACUUGAGAAAUUUGUACUCAAUCGACGGCCAGAUUUCGCCUCCCGUCGCCUAUUACAGCCCAGCUAAUUUGCAAGAUCACUCUCAGCAUCCUCCCUACAUACCAUCUCCUUUUCAUGUAGUGGGGUUUGCACCGGGUCCCGUUCCCGUGGCUGAUGGCAGUGAUGGGGGAGUUGAUUUGCAAUGGAAUUAUGGGCUGGAACCCAAGAGAAAGAAGUUGAAGGAGCAAGAUUUUUUGGAGAAUAAUUCACAAAUUUCAUCGGUUGAUUUCUUGCAAGCACGAUCGGUUUCAACUGGGUUAGGCUUAUCGCUUGACAAUACCCGUGUUUCAUCUUCUGGUGACUCCACUUUGAUUUCACUAAUUGGUGAUGAUAUUGACGGGGAAUUUCAGCGACAAGAUGCAGAAAUUGAUAGAUUCCUCAAAGUUCAGGGUGACCGAUUGCGGCAAACUAUCCUAGAGAAGGUUCGGGCUAACCAACUUCAAACUAUCUCACUUGUGGAAGAAAAAGUUCUUCAAAAGCUUCGUGAAAAAGAAGCAGAGGUAGAGAGCAUUAACAAGAGGAAUAUGGAACUUGAGGAACGAAUGGAACAAUUAUCUGUGGAAGCAGGUGCUUGGCAGCAACGUGCUAGAUAUAAUGAAAAUGUGAUAAAUGCCCUCAAGUUUAAUCUUCAACAAGUCUAUGCUCAAAGUAGAGAUAGUAAAGAAGGGUGUGGUGACAGUGAGGUGGAUGAUACGGCUUCAUGCUGUAAUGGCCGUGCCAUUGAUUUUCAUCUGCUUUCUAAGGAGAACAAUGACAUGAAAGAAUUGAUGACUUGUAAGGUUUGCAGAGUCAAUGAGGUCUGCAUGCUUCUGAUACCUUGUAAGCAUCUCUGCCUAUGUAAAGAUUGUGCAAGUAAGCUUAGUUUUUGUCCCUUGUGUCAGUCUAAGUAUGUUGCCAUGGAAGUCUACAUGUAAUGGGAAAUAUAUAUGAAAGCCCUAAUGUUAUGCUAAUAUUAUAUGCAUUGCUUAUGCCA